GAAGUAAAAUCCACAAUGUUAUCCUUUCUGUUCUUUCUUCAGCUCGGCUUUGCAGUUGGCAAUGUAGUUGGAAUGUAUUUGGCCCAGAACUAUGAUGUUCCAAACAUUGCAAAGAAGAUUGAAGACAUCAAGAGAGAUGUGGAAGCUAAAAAGAAGCCUCCAAGUGAUAAAUGACGCUGAUUUGGGCAUCCCUCUAUUUAACACAGAUGGUGUACUUUAACCAUUCAGCCACAGGUGUCAACCUUUUAAUGAAUGGCUUUAAUGAAUUCUCCCAGGUCUGGUCUCAGAAGCCCUUAACAGCCCUCAGGCUUAGUGUUACUAUAUCCAUGUGGCCUCGUAGCACUUUCAGGUUAUUUGACUUUUUUAAUAAAAAAAUCCCAUAUAUUAUAAGAAUCUUGUCUGUACUGAUAGACAGGGGAAAGUGGAAUGUUGUUCCAACUGAUGCAAAUUUUCAAAGCGGAUGACGUUCAGAGAUCAAAGCUAAUUUUACAUAAAGCAGCAUGAAAUUGUUUCUCUGGAUUGCCUAUCUGUUACCGUUAAGUCAACUGGGCUGCUGCCUUAUGUCAAGGCAGCAGAGCCCUGCUUGUAGAGUGAUCAACUUCUGAAAUUCACAAAUGGGCUUUUGAAGAAUUAGAAAUUAUUUGCCAAGUCUGCCUGUAAUGUUGCAAAACAUGAAGGUCCAAACAGUAUACAUGGUGGUACAAAAUAAAAGCUGGUUCUUUACUUCCA
Molecule: messenger RNA, 729 nt
Organism: Candoia aspera
Lineage: Eukaryota; Metazoa; Chordata; Lepidosauria; Squamata; Candoiidae
Gene: STMP1
Product: short transmembrane mitochondrial protein 1
Exons: 3
Coding region: 16-174 (52 amino acids)
Source: RefSeq, a predicted model, not a curated record